UGAAGAUAUAUUAAUGAAGAUGGCAGCAACAUUAACCAAAAUCUUGUUCAUUUCUUUUCUUUUCCUUUCAAGUGCAUUUCUUGCAAGAUCGGCAGAAGUUGAUGACGAGAGUGAGUUUAGUUACAAUGAAAAAAGCGAGAAUGGACCAGCUAACUGGGGCAGGAUUCAUCCAGAAUGGAGCACUUGCAAUACUGGAAAAUUGCAGUCUCCAAUUGACCUUCUUAACGAAAGGGUUGAAGUUGUAUCAGACCUGGGAAUUCUUCGCAAAUAUUACAAACCAUCCAAUGCCACUCUCUUAAAUAGAGGCCAUGAUAUGAUGUUGAGAUGGGAAGGUGAUGCAGGAUAUGUGAAGAUAAACGGAACUCAAUAUCAACUUAAACAAUGUCAUUGGCAUACACCUUCUGAACACACAAUCAAUGGAAAAAGAUUUAAUUUGGAGGCUCAUUUGGUACAUGAAAGCAGUGAUGGAAAGACUGCUGUCAUUGGAAUCAUCUACCAGAUUGGACGGCCUGAUUCCUUCUUAUCUAUGAUAGAGAAGGAUUUAAAAGCUCUUGCCAAUACAAAAGGUGUAGAGAGAGCCAUUGGAACAAUUGAUCCAAAGCAAAUAAAAAUGGAAGGCAAAAGAUAUUACAGAUAUAUUGGCUCCCUGACAACACCUCCCUGCACCGAAAAUGUUGUCUGGACUAUAGAUGGAAAGGUUAAAACUGUAACAAAAAGGCAAAUGAAAUUGAUCCGAGAUGCUGUUCAUGAUGAAUCUGAAACCAAUGCUAGACCAGCUCAGCUACUAAAUAGACGUCCUAUCAAAUUCUAUAAACCAGAACUGAAACCCUGAAAUACAAGCGAAUUGAUUAUGUAUCUAUAGUUUGAGAAAGCACACAUCGAUCACGGUCAUUAAAUAUAGCUGUCCGUUAAUGAUAAUCAAUAAUUUUCUUCAGAACUAGGACUAGAAAUGUUUUUUAUCACAGAUGAUUGUGUUAGUAUCUUCGUUAUUGUAUUUAUUCAUUGUAUCAUACUAAUAAAGUACUGUUGUGGAAGAGUUUGCUUAUCUUUGUGAGGCAUGGAGCCUCGAAUUUUGUCUGUAUGUGUUCCGGCAUCCGACAAGUAGAAUAUAAGCGUGUGUAAACACAUCAAUUUAUUGGUAAUUGACACCAAUUCCAUCGUCGUCAACUCUGAAAAUAACAGAGGAAACUUCAAAAUUUGACCCAAACUUGUUGGAUGACCCGGGCCCGUUUCUAAUAGAUGACAAAAGUUCAAUUCUUCCCCAUGUGCCAAAAACAUUUGAGUCCUCUAAAGAAUAUUCUUUCCUCAAGACAAAUAGAUCUUUUGGUCUUGAGAAAUACAUACUCAAUAACGUCGUCUUUUGGAUUUGAGUUGCAAUCUAGAGGAUGUAAGUUCCACAUGACUCUCUUACUUUCAAGAGCCUAAUCACAUUAAAGGUGCACAAAAUAAUCUAUAACAGAAAAAAAAAAAAAAAAGGAAGAAAAUUAAAUAAUCUAUUUUUGGUGAAAAAUUCAGCAUCUUAAUGGUAGCUGGGUACUAUAAUAUUUGAUUGAUCAGGGCAUUAAUUAUCUCAUCGUGACCAAAAUGACUAGAAACUUUACAGAGUUGGGAAACUUAGAAAUUACUCUC
Molecule: messenger RNA, 1629 nt
Organism: Lycium barbarum (goji berry)
Lineage: Eukaryota; Viridiplantae; Streptophyta; Magnoliopsida; Solanales; Solanaceae
Product: bifunctional monodehydroascorbate reductase and carbonic anhydrase nectarin-3-like
Exons: 7
Coding region: 14-832 (272 amino acids)
Molecular function (GO): carbonate dehydratase activity; zinc ion binding
Source: RefSeq, a predicted model, not a curated record